This is a messenger RNA of Schistocerca cancellata (South American locust), 963 nucleotides long. RefSeq names its product rRNA-processing protein UTP23 homolog. Gene Ontology annotation, molecular function: small ribosomal subunit rRNA binding. Gene Ontology annotation, cellular component: nucleolus; small-subunit processome. Lineage: Eukaryota; Metazoa; Arthropoda; Insecta; Orthoptera; Acrididae. Bases 182 to 937 code for a protein of 251 amino acids. The transcript has 5 exons. The record is from RefSeq and is a predicted model, not a curated record.
GGUAGCUCCAUGUGAGUUGCGUUGGAGACUUGGAGUAGUUUGUGGACAAAGCGUUGUGUUGUGUGCUGCUUUCCUACAGUUGUAAUUCAUUUCUGCCGUGGCAAAGCGUUAUGUUGUGUGCUGCUGUACUGCAGGUGUAGUUCAUUUCUGCCGCCAUUGAAUCAUAUAGUAGUAGAAAGAGAUGAAAAUCAGCCGACACAAGAAAGUUCAUAAAUACCUAAAUUUCUUCUGUAAUAAUUAUGGAUUCAGACAGCCCUACCAAAUUUUAAUCGACGGCACUAUAUGUUUCGCAGCCCUGAAGAAUAAACUUAGCUUGAAAGAACAGUUACCAAAAUAUUUGGGUGGAGAUGUGAAGCUUCUGACAACCCCAUGUGUGAUUUUGGAAACAGAGAGACUUGGGCCAAAUCUAUAUGGUGCGAUGAUAAUUGUAAAGCAAUUCCCAGUUCAUAAAUGUACUCAUCAGACUAAAGCUGUGUCUGGAGCAGCAUGCCUGGCAUCAAUGUUGGGAGACACAAAUCCAUCAAGGUAUAUGAUAGCUACACAGGAUAGAGAGUUGCAAGAAGUAGCUAGAAGAAUUCCAGGAACCCCACUCAUUUACUUGCACCAAAAGACUCCAACUUUGGAACAACCUUCUAAAGUAUCUAGUCAAGUUGCAGAAAUUAAUUCCAAGACAAGGUUUCUAAUUGGGCAGAAAGAUGAAGUAGUGUUGUCAGAUCUGAAGAAAAGAAAACUGGAUGAACCCGAAUCUGCACCACAGAAAAAGAAACGUAAGAAAGGAGGACCUAAUCCCCUGUCUUGUAAAAAGAAGAAGAAAAAGCCUUCCAUAGCUACACAGAAACCAUCCACCUCAGAAAACAAACCAAAAAGAAAGAGAAACAGAGUGAAAAUACCAAAACAUAUAAAAGAAAUGUUGUUACAGACAUCAGUACAAUCAUAAGAUAUUAAAAAACUAUUUAUAUAUUA